Molecule: messenger RNA, 2759 nt
Organism: Dioscorea cayenensis subsp. rotundata (Guinea yam)
Lineage: Eukaryota; Viridiplantae; Streptophyta; Magnoliopsida; Dioscoreales; Dioscoreaceae
Product: cytochrome P450 86A1-like
Exons: 1
Coding region: 522-2156 (544 amino acids)
Molecular function (GO): heme binding; monooxygenase activity; iron ion binding
Source: RefSeq, a predicted model, not a curated record
AUAAAAUGUUGUCUACUAUUUUGGAAGGUUCACUAUUUCACUUUUCCUAACGUCUCCUGCCAACCUUUCGCUCCCAUUCAAAUGAAGGACUAGAGGAAGAAAAAGGUUACUUGACCAAGGGUGCAACUUUAUCAAGAGAGAAUUGCAUGUUUGAGUAAUAAAAUAAAAGGGAAGAGCAAUUAGGCUGGAAUUUGGAGCGAAAGAUAGCCUUUACGCAGGCUAAGGCAGCUGUAUGAUCCACCUGUCAAGAACAGUACUACUAGUCUUUGUUGCGGGUUUAUUGGAAGAGGCUCACUCAACAGUGAGUAAACACCAGAACACAAGCAUUUAAUUUCUUAUGCACCGCUCAACAAGAAACGCUAACCAGCAACUUUCCUCCCCUUGCCCAACAACUCUUUCCAGCGUCACUCACACAAAUUUUCUCCCUCUUGUCUAUGGGUUCGCCACUCAUGCUUAUAAUAACCACAGAUCUGACAUCCAAUUACAAACUAUCCUCUUCGUGAAGCGCACCGGAGUUCCUAAUGGCGAUCGGUAUUGAGGCACGAGAAAACACCUCAUUUAAGAUAUUAGUGGCCACCUUAUUGGUGGCUGUGACGUCGGCUUACCUGAUUUGGUUCUGGGUGCUGACCCGGAAGCUGACGGGUCCGAAAAUGUGGCCCCUCUUGGGGAGUCUUCCAGGUCUCAUCCACAAUCGCAAGCGAAUGCAUGAUUGGAUAGCGGACAACCUCCGGUCCACAGGUGUCGCCGCCACUUAUCAGACAUGCAUACUCCCCGUCCCGGUGCUGGCCCGCCGCCACGGCCUAGUUACGGUGACGUGCAACCCGAGGAAUUUGGAGCAUGUGCUUCGCACGCGCUUUGAGAACUAUCCCAAGGGCCCCGUUUGGCAGUCUGCCUUCCACGACUUGCUGGGGCAGGGGAUCUUCAACUCUGAUGGUGAAACAUGGCUCAUCCAGCGUAAAACGGCGGCCCUCGAGUUCACCACCCGAACGCUCCGGCAAGCCAUGACCCGUUGGGCCAAUCGCGCCAUCAAGACCCGGCUUUGGUGCAUUUUGGCAGACCACUGUCAGCGCUCGGCGGUGGUUGACCUCCAGGAUCUCUUGCUCCGACUUACCUUCGACAACAUUUGUGGUCUCACCUUCGGCAAGGAUCCUGAGACGCUUUCCCCAGACCUACCGGACAAUCCAUUCGCCUCCGCCUUUGACACCGCCACCGAAGCCACGCUCCAACGAUUUCUGUACCCGAGCUUUAUGUGGCGGCUGAAGAAGGCGCUCGGUCUGGGAGCCGAACAGAACCUCCGGAAAAGCCUCAAGGUGGUGGAACACUACAUAACCGAUGCCAUUGCCGCUCGCAAGGAUCGGCCUUCUGAUGACCUCCUAUCCCGCUUCAUCAAGAAGGGCGACAGCAAUGGCAAAGCCUUCUCGUCUUCCGUACUUCAGUGGAUCGCUCUAAACUUUGUGCUCGCCGGAAGGGACACCUCCUCUGUCGCCCUCAGCUGGUUCUUCUGGAUUGUCAUGCAGCGACCCGACAUCGAGAGGAAGAUAGUCAAAGAGAUAACAUCGGUCCUGCGGGAGACCAGGGGGGAGGAUACACGACGGUGGGUUGAGGAGCCAUUGGUGUUUGAAGAGUUGGAGCAGCUGGUCUAUCUCAAAGCAGCGUUAGCUGAGACGCUGCGUCUUUAUCCAUCGGUUCCACAAGACUCCAAGUACGUUGUGGCGGAUGACGUACUACCAGACGGUACGCGAGUGCCAGCGGGGUCCACAAUUACAUAUUCCAUUUACUCGGUCGGCAGGUUGGAGACGAUAUGGGGGAAGGACUGCAUGGAAUUCCGACCAGAAAGAUGGCUAACCCCGGAAGGUGGUAGGUUUGAGCCUGCAAAAGAUGCAUACAAAUUCGUGGCGUUCAAUGCUGGUCCGAGGACGUGCUUGGGCAAGGAUUUAGCUUACCUUCAAAUGAAGGCAAUUGCAUCCUCAGUGUUGUUGCGUCACCGCCUUGAGCUGAUGCCGGGCCAUAGGGUCCAGCAGAAAAUGUCACUCACCCUCUUCAUGAAGAACGGCCUCCGAGUCUAUGUACAAUCAAGGGACCUGCAUGACUUUAUGUAUUGCUCUGGUCCUGAUCUCACUACCCUUCUUCCCAUGCCUACCGCUGCUGCAGCGUGAGUCGGACCUCGCAGCUUCGUUGACGUAUCCUUUUCUGUCAGAGUUUGUUUGUAUUUGAGAGUACCAAUCCAAUCCUGCUUCCAAGCCUCAAAGUCGUCCUCGAUAUUAAUUUGUCAGGUCUUUAGCAAUCGUUGAGAUAAGAAUUAAACCAAUAAUUUCCAACUUGGAAAGAAACCAUAUUGACAACCACAUAAAUUUGUUAUUCUUAGAUGUAACGAGUUCUUCCUCGUUAUGUUAUGCAUAUUUACAUCGAAGCUAUUAUGUUACAAUUGCAAAUCUUCAAUUACAUUAAAAGCAUGACUUGAAGUUCUAUCAUUUAUAAAUGGGCUAUGGACGCAUAGGGAGAAAAGGCUGUCUGAGCGCAACGUGUUCAAAUGUCCGAUUAUUCAUUCUCUCAUCUAUGCAAUUUAGCACUGAAGAAUUCAGGGUUGAUGUCAAUAUUUUACCUAAAUAUCUUGAUCGCCUUCUUCUUGGGCCCAACAUUUGCUAUGUGCAGCUUAAAGUAAUUUGAAUCCUGUGUUUGAAUUGAAUAAAUUUGCUUGGUAAUCCAGUCCAUCCCCACUUUAAUCAAACUUCGAACCAUGACAGUUACAAGUCGAGAUC